Messenger RNA from Melampsora larici-populina 98AG31, 1353 nucleotides. RefSeq lists its product as uncharacterized. The record is from RefSeq and is a predicted model, not a curated record. The transcript is spliced from 4 exons. NCBI's taxonomy places the organism in Eukaryota, Fungi, Basidiomycota, Pucciniomycetes, Pucciniales, Melampsoraceae. The coding region runs from base 1 to 1353 and encodes 450 amino acids.
AUGGCAACACAAGAUUCAUCAAGCACACAGAUGUUCGGAAAAGACGUAAAUCAGAUUCUAGCGGAACAUGAAAAUCAGAAAACGCAAAAAGAACAAGAGACGUCGAACAGAGGAAGAGGUAGAGGUAGAGGUGGUAAGAGAGGAAGAGGCGGUACCACGAACACGACGUCAACAACUAGACAAACAAGAAGCGAAACGAAAGGAGAAAUCAGGAAACCUAAAGAAAAUACUCCAAAUGAAGAUGAAGGAGAAGAAGAAAGUCAAGAAGAGCCGUAUAGCGAGUUGACAGAAGAAGAUAAUGAAGAAGGAGAUGGAAAGGAAACGACAAAAGGAGAAGAGAGAAUGGUGGGUAGAGGAGAAGAUGAAGACAAGGAAAUCAUCAAAUUAGGAGAUGAAGCAGACCUAGUUAAAGAGGAUGCCCAUAUAGAAAGAGAGCAUGAAAGAUACGUCAAUGAGUUGUUAAAAUUGUACGACAAAGGGAAAGUCGGAAAAUUUCAAAUGCUAGAGGUGGCGUACACAAGAUGGUGUGAAAAAGUUAAAUCUCAACCACGACCAAUUGAAAUGCUGAACUGUUCAAGCGAAGAGGAUGAAGUGGAACCAAGCUCCUUAAAAAGGAAAGGAAAAGAUCAAUCAGUAGAGAAACCUUCAAAAGUUGGAAAAAAGAUGAAUCAAGGCACAAUGUUAACUCACCGAUUGAUAGAUUUAGCUCCAUAUUGGGAUGGGAAGAUGUCGGCUUGUUUCGGAUAUGUCCCUCUGACAAUCUUCGUACCGGCGUGGGUACUGGCAGAUAAAACCCAUAUGGCUAAUAGACGGAAACAAACUUCAUCCUGCUCCGAUAUUGUGUCUUACGUUGGUUUGAGAGUCCCAAGCGAAUGGAGACAAAGCUUCUUGAUGUGGUUGACCUCAUUCGACUUAUAUCAAGUAGGAUGGGAUACGUUGUCAUCAAACGAAGAACAGAUAACGGCAGUAACGGGAGGUAGAAUGCUAUCGCAUUUGGCUGUGAAUAACAGGAAUCAGAACAUGAACCAUCAUCAGCACACAAAUCAACCGUCAAGAAGAGGUCAUGACGGCGGUUUCAAUCAAGGUCAACAUGGUCAUCACGAUCAUUACGACCAGGGGAUAGGAGGAAGUGGAUCUUACGGAGGAGCGGGGAGAAGUAGAGGUCAAAGAGGGAGAGGGUUUAGUAGAGGAGGUAGUGAAAGAAGCGGUACCCUCAGAAACUCACAAACACCGAUCCCGACGACAAUUGUAAACGGAGUGGCAGUGCCGAAGUAUGGACCAGGAGCUUUCGAGGCAUUGAAAGCAGCAAAGCAGGCGGGAGCGAAUGGGAGUGGAGCAGCAGCACCGCAGUGA